AUGUUUAAGAGGACCUUCUCUAAGGCCAAAAUAUCAGAGACGGUUAUGAGUAUUAAUAAGCCUAUUAGCAGCAAUUUGGACCCUCCGAUAAAUCGGAAUAUGAGGGUUCUAGAUCGAUCAUUCUUUUCCAAAACGUUCCCAGUUGUUGGAGUUUAUUUUCCAGACCCUAAGAAGAUUGGGUUAUUCUUGAGCAAAUGUCGCCAGGACGCUUUGAGAGUCCCUAAUGUUCCGUUUAUUGUGAAAUUUAAUGAAGCUAAAGACAGCCAAGAGGAGAAAUUAGUUCUCUUGAACGAAUCUAUACAAUCCUUAUCUCAAAUCAACUCCAGUCUAGCACCUUCGACUCUUGAAUUUAUUGAAGCCAACAAAGGUGUCCUAAAAGAACACCUAUUAACCUUGGAUUACGAUUUCUGGAAAUCUGAAGAGAUCCUGAAGGCUAUAUUACCAGAUAAUUUGGAAGAGGAGAUACCAAGUGGAUUUACUAGAACAGGGCAUAUUGCACAUGUCAACCUGAAAGAAGAGUAUAAACCUUACUCUGAAAUUAUUGGACAAGUUAUAAUGGAUAAAAACCCCUCAAUUACUACUGUUGUGGAUAAAGUGGACUCGAUUGAAACGACAUUUCGUACAUUCAAAAUGAAAGUCAUCGCUGGAGAACCCAAUUUCAUGGUUGAACAACGGGAAAGUGAUUGCCUGUUUACCUUUGAUUUCAGUAAAGUGUAUUGGAAUUCAAGGCUUCACACGGAGCAUAAGCGGUUAGUUGACCUAUUCAAGCCUCAUACAGCUAUUUGUGAUGUCAUGGCGGGCGUGGGACCGUUUGCUGUCCCUAGUGGUAAGAAGGAAUGUUUUGUUUUUGCCAAUGACUUGAAUCCUGAGAGCUUUAAAUAUCUGGAUAUCAACGUUUCAAGAAACAAAGUAAACAAAUUUGUCAAAGUGUUCAAUACUGAUGGUCGGGAUUUCAUAACCCAAGCUCAAAAUGACCUUUUCAACUACUCCAAUACACAUAAAUUUCUGACCUUGAAUUCUAGAAAAAAGCAAAGGGUCAGUAAGGAUACCACUCCUCAAAUAAAAGUGCCCAUACCAAACUUUUUCAGCCAUUACAUCAUGAACUUGCCAGAUUCUGCCAUAGAGUUUGUAGAUGCCUAUGUCGGUUUGUUUACGAAAGCCUUCCCGCAGCUAUCAAUAGAUGAAGUUAAAAGCUUACCCAAUUACUUAUUACCAACCAUCAACGUUCAUCAUUUUGAAAAAUUUUCUCCCAAUGAAGAGCCAACAGAAGAAGAGCUUCACCGUAGAAUUCAUGAAAAGAUCAAAAGGCUGCUAUCGUUCAACAUUUCGUUCGAAGAAUUGCAUUUUCAUAUGGUUAGAAAAGUUUCCCCUACUAAACCCAUGUUUUGUAUAUCCUUUCAGUUACCGGAAGAAGUAGCAUUUAGUAAAUCUAACUGA
This is a messenger RNA of Komagataella phaffii GS115, 1437 nucleotides long. Its product is annotated as tRNA(m(1)G37)methyltransferase. Gene Ontology annotation, cellular component: cytoplasm; mitochondrial matrix. Gene Ontology annotation, biological process: tRNA N1-guanine methylation; mitochondrial tRNA methylation. The record is from RefSeq and is a predicted model, not a curated record. The transcript has a single exon. Lineage: Eukaryota; Fungi; Ascomycota; Pichiomycetes; Pichiales; Pichiaceae. The coding region runs from base 1 to 1437 and encodes 478 amino acids.